Molecule: messenger RNA, 2004 nt
Organism: Aureococcus anophagefferens
Lineage: Eukaryota; Pelagophyceae; Pelagomonadales; Pelagomonadaceae
Exons: 1
Coding region: 1-2004 (667 amino acids)
Source: RefSeq, a predicted model, not a curated record
AUGCAGAGCUCGGUGGCCGACGUCGUCUACGAGGCGAAGCGCGAGGCGCGGGAGCGGCGGCCGGGGGACCGCGUCGCCGACGCCUUCCCGGCCAUCGCGCCCAAGCUCGACGACGUGUCGCGCGAGCGGAGAAGAUUGGUGAGCGGCGAGUCCGUGCUUCGGGCCUUGCCGCAAAAGGACGACGCGCCGCCGGCGCCCCGGGCGGCGCUGCCCAGGGCGACGGCGCUGCCCGCCGCCGCCGUCGCGGACGCCGUCGACGACGCCGCCGAGGACGCCGCGCCGUCGGCCGCGGGGUCGUUCCUCGACGCCUUGAAAGGCGCGGCCUCGGAGCUCCGGGCCUACACGCCCGAGGACGGCGAGCGCGCGACGCGGGAGCGGCGCGCGGGCGUGGAUCCCACGGCGGUCGUCGUCGAGGAGGCGGAGGAGGUCGUCGAGGCGGAGGUCGUCGUCGAGGAGGAGGUCGUCGUCGCGCCGGAGGCGCCGUCGAAUUUGCGGCCGAAGGUCAGGGCCGCGGUCGAGGCGGCCGCCGCGGCGCUCGACGCCGCGGCGGCCGACUGGCUCGCCGUCGACGACGACGAGCGCGCCGCGACCCUGGGCGCCCAGCUCGCGAGCGUGGCGGCGUUUCUGGGCGAUCGGGAGAUGACGUUCGCGGCCACGUUCAACGCGGACGCGGCCGAGGUCCUGCGGCUGCGGCGCCUCGCCAUCGCGUCGGCCUUCGCCGAGGUCGUGCCCAUCGUGACGCCGGAGCGGGCCGAGCGCUUCGCGGCCGCGCUCCGGAGCAUUCUCGACGUCGAGGAGCGACUCGCCAAGGAGGCGGCGCUCGACGCGGCCCUCGCGGCCGAGGGCGUCACGGAGCGGCCCCUGUCGCCGGAGGAGCGGGCGCUCGUCGACGAGGAGAACGCGCGCCUCGCGGCGGAGGCGGCCGCGCGGGCCGCCGAGGACGAGGCGCGGGCGGCGGCCGAGGCCGAGGCCGAGGCCGAGGCCGCGCGCGUCGUCGCGGAGGCCGAGGCCGCGCGCGUCGCCGCGGAGGCGGAGGCGGCGCGCGUCGCCGCGGAGGCGGAGGCCGAGGCGGCGCGCGUCGCCGAAGAGGAAGCGGCGGCGCGCGCCGCCGCCGAGGCCGAGGCCGAGGCCGCGCGCGCGAUAGCGGAGGCGGAGCGGAAGCGUGCCGAGGAGGACGCGCUCGCGCGCGCGGAGAACGCGCGGCGCGAGGAGGAGGCGGCGCGCAUCGUCGAGCAGGCGCGGCUCGCGGCGGCGGCGCGCCAGGCGGCCGUGCCGGAGGACGCGGCCGCGCGGGCCGCGCGCGCGCCGCCGGCGGACGCGGCCGCGGCGGCCGUCGACGCGCUCGAGGCCGCCGCGCGGCGCAAGGCCGAGGCCGUCGCCGCCGCGCCGACCGUCGAGGUCGACGACGAGGCGAUCCCGAGCCUCGACGAGAUCCUCGCGGCCGUCGACGACGACGACGACGACGACGACUUCGAGGACGACCUGGAGACCGUCGUCGCCGAGAGCGUCGUCGUCGUCGUCGACGACGACGCCGCGGGCCCCGGCGCGGCGGCCGAGGCGCCCGGGGCCGUGCUCGACGAGUCCGGCGCGGCCGUGCCCGGCGCGGAGGCGUCGGCGGCGCGGCUCGACGGCGGCGACGGCCUCGUCAUCGAGGCCGCGGACGCGGCGACCGAGGCCGUCGACGAGGAGCCGACGGCCGGCGACCUGCUCCUGCGCACGCUCGACACCGUGCUGCUCAUCUCCGAGCGGCUCUUCUCCGACAUCCUCCCGAAUUUCGUCGACGCGCUCGCGCUCGCGGCCUCGCGGGCCCAAAAAGCCCUCGCGGACCCGGCCUACGACAAGCCCAAGCGCACGGAGCUCCUCGGCGGCGUCAAGUCGACGCUCCCGGACGAGGACUCGGCGGCGGGCCGCGCGCGCAACGCGCCGAAGCUCGCCGCGCCCGCGGACGGCGGCGGCCACGACGACGCGCCGCGCGCGGCGGACGGCGACGACGAGCCGAGCUAG